This is a messenger RNA of Octodon degus (degu), 3117 nucleotides long. RefSeq names its product GTF2I repeat domain containing 1 (gene Gtf2ird1). Lineage: Eukaryota; Metazoa; Chordata; Mammalia; Rodentia; Octodontidae. Gene Ontology annotation, cellular component: nucleus. The record is from RefSeq and is a predicted model, not a curated record. Gene Ontology annotation, biological process: transcription by RNA polymerase II. Bases 144 to 3026 code for a protein of 960 amino acids. Gene Ontology annotation, molecular function: DNA-binding transcription factor activity. The transcript has 27 exons.
CGGACGUCCCCCCCAACCUGCUAGGAGGGAGUGGGAGCCGAGAGCUGUCACCCCCUUUUCCUUCCCCCACCGGGUCCUUACGGAGAUGGGGGGCCCCCCGGGCCGGCGCCCGCAGGCUGCUGCAGUUGGCGAAUGAGGUGACCAUGGCCUUGCUGGGGAAGCGCUGUGACCUCCCCGCCAACGGCUGCGGGCCUGACCGCUGGAGCUCGGCCUUCACUCGCAAAGACGAGAUCAUCACCAGCCUCCUGUCUGCCUUAGACUCCAUGUGCUCCGCGCUCGCCAAGCUGAACGCCGAGGUAGCCUGCAUCGCUGUACACGAUGACAGCGCCUUCGUGGUGGGCACCACCAAGGGCCGGAUGUUCCUGAGCGCCAGGAAGGAGCUGCAGUCAGACUUCCUCAGGUUCUGCCGAGGGUCCCUGUGGAAGGAUCCAGAGGCAGAGCACCCCAAGAAGGUGCUGCGGGGUGAGGGUGGAGGCCGAGGCGCCCCACGGUCUUCCCUGGAGCACGGCUCGGAUGUGUACCUGCUGCGCAAGAUGGUGGAGGAGGUGUUCGAUGUCCUCUAUAGCGAGGCCCUGGGCACGGCCAACGUGGUGCCUCUGCCCUACGAGCGGCUGCUGCGGGAGCCGGGCCUGCUGGCUGUGCAGGGGCUACCUGAGGGCCUGGCUUUCCGUCGGCCUGCUGAGUAUGACCCCAAGGCACUCAUGGCUAUCUUGGAGCACAGCCAUCGCAUCCGCUUCAAGCUCAAGAGGCCCCUCGACGACAGCAGCCGGGACUCCAAGGCUCUGGUGGAGCUGAAUGGCAUCUCCCUACUGCCCAAGACGUCCCGGGACUGCAGCCUGCACAGCCAGGCUCCCAAGGUGCCCCCACAGGACCUGCCCCCCAGCGCCACCACCUCCUCCAUGGCCAGCUUCCUCUACAGCCCGGGCCUGCCCAGCCAUGCUGUCGUCCGUGAUAUUAAGCAGGAGCCGAACCCCUGUCCCCUUACCUCCAGCGACCUGGGCCUGGGCCUGCCGGUGCCUGAGCCCAAGGCCCCCGGUGUCCAGGAUUUCUCCGACUGCUGUGGACAGAAGCCCACAGGGCCCACCGGGCCUCUCAUCCAGAAUGUCCAUGCCUCCAAGCGUAUUCUGUUCUCCAUUGUCCAUGACAAGUCAGAGAAGUGGGACGCCUUCAUCAAGGACACGGAGGACAUCAACACGCUGCGGGAGUGCGUGCAGAUCCUGUUCAACAGCAGAUAUGCGGAAGCCUUGGGUCUGGACCACAUGGUCCCUGUGCCCUACAGGAAGAUUGCCUGUGACCCGGAGGCUGUGGAGAUUGUGGGUAUCCCAGACAAGAUCCCCUUCAAGCGCCCCUGCACUUAUGGGGUCCCCAAGCUGAAGCGGAUCCUGGAGGAGAGACAUAGCAUCCACUUUGUCAUAAAAAGGAUGUUCGAUGAGCGGAUUUUCACAGGGAACAAGUUUACCAAAGACUCCACGAAGCUGGAGCCGGCCAGCCCGCCCGAGGACACCUCCGGGGAGGGCUCCAGGGCUGCCAUCCUUGACCUGGGUGCUACCACCUGGUCAGACAAGGGCAGCAUCUCUGAAGACUGUGGGGCAGGGACCUCUGGGGAGCUGGGCCUGCUGCGGCCAAUCAAGAUUGAGCCCGAGGACCUGGACAUCAUCCAGGUCACCAUCCCAGACCCUUCGCCAACCUCCGAGGAGAUGAUGGACUCGCUGCCCGACCCGCUGCCCUCUGAGGACUCCGGCUACGGCAUGGAGAUGGUGGCUGACAAAGGGCCUAGUGAGGACCCGCGGCCAGAGGAGCGGCCCGUGGAGGACAGCCACGGGGAUGUGAUCCGGCCACUGCGGAAGCAGGUGGAGCUGCUCUUCAACACGCGAUAUGCUGAGGCCAUCGGCACCUCGGAGCCAGUCAAGGUGCCCUACUCCAAGUUCCUGAUGUACCCCGAGGAGCUGUUCGUGGUGGGGCUGCCCGACGGCAUCUCCCUGCGCCGGCCCAACUGCUUCGGCAUUGCCAAGCUGCGCAAGAUCCUGGAGGCCAGCAACAGCAUCCAGUUCAUCAUCAAGAGGCCAGAACUGCUCACUGAAGGUGUCAAGGAGCCUGUGGCAGAUAGUCAAGAACGGGAUUCCGGGGACCCCGUUGUGGACGAGAGCCCAAGGAGACAGGGCUUCCCAGAAAAUUAUGACGCCAGACUCUCCCGGAUUGACAUUGCCAACACGCUGCGGGAGCAGGUCCAGGACCUGUUCAAUAAGAAAUACGGGGAAGCCUUGGGUAUCAAGUACCCAGUCCAGGUGCCCUACAAGCGGAUCAAGAGCAACCCUGGCUCAGUGCUCAUUGAGGGGCUGCCCCCAGGAAUCCCCUUCAGAAAGCCCUGCACCUUUGGCUCCCAGAACCUGGAACGGAUCCUGGCCGUAGCUGACAAGAUCAAGUUCACGGUCACCAGGCCAUUCCAAGGACUCAUCCCGAAGCCUGAUGAGGAUGACGCCAACAGGCUUGGGGAGAAGGUGAUCCUUCGGGAGCAGGUGAAGGAGCUCUUCAAUGAGAAAUACGGAGAGGCCCUGGGCCUGAACCGGCCGGUGCUGGUGCCCUACAAGCUGAUCCGAGACAGCCCUGACGCUGUGGAGGUCACAGGCCUGCCUGAUGACAUCCCUUUCCGGAACCCCAAUACCUACGACAUCCACCGGCUGGAGAAGAUCCUGAAGGCACGGGAGCACAUGCGCAUAGUCAUCAUCAACCAGCUGCAACCCUGUACAGAAACCUCCAGUGACGCCAAGGUGCCAGCCCGAGACAGCGUCCCCAAGCGCAAGAGGAAGAGGGUCUCUGAAGGCAACUCCGUGUCCUCCUCCUCGUCGUCUUCCUCCUCCUCAUCCUCCAACCCAGAGUCUGUGGUGUCCACCAACCAGAUUUCACUCGUGCAGUGGCCAAUGUACAUGGUGGACUACACCGGGCUCAACGUGCAGCUGCCGGGACCCCUCAAUUACUGGACCUCAGCGCCCAACCAGGACCUCACAGAAAGACUAAAGGAAGUAUAAUUUAUGUACAAAGUGUAUAUUCGGAUAUGUAUCGAUGCCUUUUAGUUUUUCCAAUGAUUUUUACACUAUAUUCCUGCCACCAAGGCCUUUU